AUGUUAUUCGAACUCUUCUUUAGUGCUGUUCUAUUAGGAUCGUUUGUCACAUCUCGAUCUUGUAAUGGAUAUGCGGAGCUGUGCUCAAGGAAAUAUAGCAAUGUAACCCAAAUCGGCUCACACAAUCCGGCCUUCUCUGGUCACCAACCUAGACACACUCAGCUGCUAUCGGUUAAGGAGCAGUUAAAUCAUGGCACUCGUUUCUUGCAGGUUCCAGUCCACGUUAAAGAUGAUAGACUUCAUAUGUGCCAAUCUUCAUGCAAGCUGGAAGAUGCCGGUAAACUCAUGGGAUUAUUAGAUGACAUCAAGGAGUUUAUGGAAGAAAAUUUCAACGAAAUCAUAACACUUUUCUUGGGAAACAUGAACCGUGCGCCCGCCGAAAUGUUCAGGAAAGACCUUGCAGCCUCAGGCCUCGCUGAGCAUGCGUUUAUUCCUCCAAAGAGACUUGCCGUCGAUGAAUGGCCGACACUAGAAGAGCUAAUCAAAAGCGACACUCGUCUUAUUGUCUUCAUGGACCAUGGUGCCAAUGCUACCGAGGCUCCGCAAAUAUUGGAUGAAUACAGCUAUUUCUUUGAGACCAAGUCGGAUGUUGUAGAUUCAAAUUUUUCAUCCUGUGCACUUGAUCAACCCUCGGGAUCUGACGGAAAUGGAUUAAUGAUGCUGGUAAAUCAUUACUUGAGUAUUGAUGUACGGGGAGCCCUAGUUCCUAACCGGGGAGCCGCACCCCGAACCAAUGCUCCAACGGGAAAGGGCAGUAUCGGCGCGCAGUCUAAUGUGUGUCGCAAUGAGUGGGGCCGAAGUCCUACUCUCAUUUCCAUCGACUACGUUGGCAUGGGGGAUUCUAUGACGGCCCAGUCAAUUUUAAAUGGGUUCUGA
Blumeria graminis f. sp. triticale is the source of this 876-nucleotide messenger RNA. The record is from the annotation of a GenBank genome assembly. NCBI's taxonomy places the organism in Eukaryota, Fungi, Ascomycota, Leotiomycetes, Helotiales, Erysiphaceae.